AUGUAUUUGCAUGGGUCAUGCUAUAAGCUGGCAAAACGUUUGCGUUCCAUCGGCGAGCAUGACAUAUCUCUGCUAGAGAGUCAGGACAAGCGAAAACUCAUUCAGGAGAGGAUUCGAGAUACUCUGCAUCACGCGUACGAACGUAGUAGCUUGAGGUACAACCAGAGAGCUCGGGUGUUUUAUGCGAGGCCUGGACAAGAGGUAUUCCGCCGUAAUUUUGUCCUUAGCGACUUCGGCAAAUGCUUUAAUACCAAGUUUGCGCGCAAGUUCAUCCGAUGCCGUGUAGUGAAGCCAGUAGGAGAGAACGCAUAUGCUUUGGAGGAUCUCAACGGUCGUCCCAUUGGAGUCUACCACGCCAAAGACUUGAGGCUCUAG
Drosophila obscura is the source of this 375-nucleotide messenger RNA. RefSeq lists its product as uncharacterized. Lineage: Eukaryota; Metazoa; Arthropoda; Insecta; Diptera; Drosophilidae. The record is from RefSeq and is a predicted model, not a curated record. The transcript has a single exon. Bases 1 to 375 code for a protein of 124 amino acids.